Messenger RNA from Thyridium curvatum, 2505 nucleotides. RefSeq lists its product as uncharacterized. NCBI's taxonomy places the organism in Eukaryota, Fungi, Ascomycota, Sordariomycetes, Thyridiales, Thyridiaceae. The transcript has 2 exons. Gene Ontology annotation, molecular function: pyridoxal phosphate binding; molybdenum cofactor sulfurtransferase activity; molybdenum ion binding. The coding region runs from base 1 to 2505 and encodes 834 amino acids. Gene Ontology annotation, biological process: Mo-molybdopterin cofactor biosynthetic process. The record is from RefSeq and is a predicted model, not a curated record.
AUGGCUGGCGCACAAGCGACUGGCUACAAUACUUCGGUCGAAGCCUUUCGGGAACAUGAAUAUCCCAUGCUCAAAGAUGCCGUCUACCUCGACCACGCGGGGACGACUGUGCCUCCCAAGUCCGCCGUUGAUGCCUUUGCAAAGGACAUGACGUCCAACCUGUUUGGAAACCCACACUCAGGAUCGCCUUCUUCGCAACUGUCCUCGUCUCGCAUCGACGACAUUCGCGCGCGGGUACUGCAGUUCUUCAAUGCCGACCCGACCGAAUUCGAUCUCGUCUUCGUGGCGAAUGCGACCGCCGGCAUCAAGCUCGUCGCUGAAGCUUUCAGGGCCAGGCCCGGGAGUUUUGCCUAUGCAUAUCAUUCUGCGAGCCACACCAGUCUCGUUGGUGUCAGGGAGGAGGCAAACAGAAGCCUUUGUCUCGAUAACGAAGCCAUGGAGGAUUGGCUCUUUGAGAAGCAUCGACCGUUGUUGCUGUCAGACAAUGAAGAGGACGCUCUUCUGUUCGCAUAUCCGGCACAGUCCAAUAUGGACGGACGACGAUAUCCUCUAGAGUGGUCAGAUCGUCUUCGACGGAUAGAGUCAAACAAUGGGCGAAGGCUCUAUACUCUGCUCGACGCGGCAGCCUUUGCCUCGACCAGUCCACUUGACUUGUCAGACUCGGAUGCUGCGCCGGACUUUACCGUUCUCAGCUUUUACAAGAUCUUUGGUUUCCCCGACUUGGGCGGACUGAUUAUUAGACGACAAGCAGAGCCCUUGUUCGACUCGAGGAAGUACUUCGGCGGAGGCACUGUAGACAUGGUUCUCUGUGGAAAAGAGGAAUGGCAUACGUUCAAGACCGAAUCACUUCACAGCCGGUUAGAGGACGGCACACUUCCGGUCCACAACAUUGUUGCCUUGGAUACCGCCAUGGAUGCGCAGCGACGGUUGUACGGGUCGAUGCACGACGUGGCAUCUCAUACCCGGUAUCUAUCCCGGCGCCUGUUUUCUGGGCUUCAAAGGAUUCAGCAUGGGAACGAGACCCCAGUAUGCGAGAUGUAUUCUCCAGACCCAGUCUGCCUCGGGACAUCCAUAGACUGUGGCCCUAUCGUGGCAUUCAAUCUUCGAAACCACUUGGGUGCGUGGAUUAGUGCUGCGGAGUUCGAGAAGUUGGCGAGUCUCAAGGGUUUUCACAUACGGACCGGAGGCGUGUGUAACCCGGGUGGCAUCGCCUCGGCAUUGGGUCUGGCGCCCUGGGAGAUGAAGCGCAACUUCUCGGCCGGCUUCCGAUGCGGGACGGAUAAUGACGUGGCGGGAGGGAAGCCGACUGGUGUCAUCCGUGCAAGCCUGGGCGCAAUGAGUACGCUGUCGGAUGUUGAUCGGUUCAUCGCAUUCAUUGAGGAGUUUUACACCGAGAGAAAGACCGCUGCACCACAGGAGAAAUAUAAUACUCGCAUCAGUACCCCAGCAUCGAGAUACAGGGUUCAGCGUCUCAACGUAUUCCCGAUCAAGGGCUGUGGUGGUUUUACGGUUCCUCUGAACACAAGCUGGGAGAUCAGGCCAGAAGGGUUAGCCUGGGACAGAGAAUGGUGUCUACUUCACCGUGGCACUGGCCAAGCCCUGGGACAGAAGCGGCAUCCCAAGAUGGCCUUGCUCAGGCCGUCACUUGAUUUUGAACGGGGAGAGUUGCGGGUGAGGUACGCAGGGGAUAUGCCUGCCCACUCAUCAAAGGAAAUAGCUGUCCCUCUGUCCGCCAAUCCCGCAAUGCUCAGCCCAGUAGGCACCUUCCGGGCCAGAUCCUCCCGCGUCUGCGGAGACGAGAUCUCCGCACAGACUUACACCGAUCCAACCGUGAACAACUUCUUCUCCGCCGCGCUAGGGGUGCCGUGCGUCCUCGCCCGCUUCCCACCCGGCGGGGAAGGCAAGACGAUGAGACACUCCAAGGCCCGGAUACAGCAGCACCAGAACCUAGCCGCCUGUGCUCGCCCUUAUAGCCUCCCAGGGGCAUUCCCCACACCGCCAUCGCCACCAGACUCGGAUACCGAGAGCGCCCAGCGGCGCAUCCUCCUCUCCAACGAGAGCCCCAUACUGGCCAUCAACCUCGCGAGCGUCCGCGCGCUGAACAAAGAGAUCAAGGCCAACGGCGGCGGGAAGGAGGUCAGCGCCGACGUCUUCCGCGCCAACGUGGUCAUCGACUCGACCGACGGCGGCGGCCCGGACGAGCCCUACGCCGAGGACGGCUGGGCGGGCAUCACCGUCGGCGGGGCGCAGCGGUUCGCGAUGCUCGGGUCGUGCCGCCGGUGCCACAUGAUCUGCAUCAACCAGGCGACGGCCGAGAAGAGCGAGGAGCCCUUCGUCACGCUGUCCAAGACGCGGCGGUUCGACGGCAAGGUGUUCUUCGGGACGCACAUGGGGCUUCGUAGCCCCAAUGGGUUGGGGGAGGCGGCCGCCGGUGCCGCCAGGACGAAGGAGGCGCAGCAUCCCACAAUUCGGGUGGGGGAUGCUGUUGUUGUCGAGAUGCUUUGA